AAUUACUUAAGAAUUUCAUUUGUUUAAUUCCGUUUUAUUUUAUUUUAAUUACAAUAAGCCUAUGGCUUAAUCAGUGACCAAUCUUUUUUUGGGAUGUGAAUUUUAAAAAUUAGAGGGAAAUCUCUUCCCAAGGCGUAAACUCGACCCCUACCGGCGAUUCCCUCUUUUCAUAUCAACGAAAUUGAAAACCUGUUUUCAAAAAACCUCUGGUGACGGUCAUCAAAUAGAUAGUUCGGUAGUUUUCCAAUUCCGUGACAUAAAACAGUUGGAAACGUCCAAAAGUUCGAUUUUCCUCCGUGGAUAUCUCAUGUUGGAGCUGUUGAUGGUGUAGAAGAGGCGUUAUCGACAAGGAUUAAAACAACAAAACACGCUGAGAAUGCAGCAUUCCCAGGACAAACAGCAGGAAAUGCAGCUGUCCGCCAUGCUCGCCAAGGUGAAGGAGCAGGCUUUGGACAUGAAGUUGAAUCUGGACGACGGCAAGCUGAUGGACGCCCUUAAACAGGCGACGGUCAUGCUCUCGGAACUCAGGACAUCCAACCUAAGCCCAAAAAACUACUAUGAAUUGUAUAUGACAAUUUCAGAUCAGCUCAGACACUUGGAACUGUAUCUCCUUGAUGAGUACCAAAAAGGAAGAAAAGUCGCAGACUUGUACGAAAUAGUUCAAUAUUUUGCAAAUAUACUUCCAAGACUUUAUUUGCUCAUCACUGUCGGAUUAAUAUAUAUGAAAACCAACCCUAGCCUGCGACCUUCGAUAAUGAAAGACCUGGUCGAGAUGUGCCGUGGGGUUCAGCAUCCUCUAAGGGGGUUGUUUCUUAGGAAUUAUUUACUGCAAUGUGUGAGAAAUAUAUUGCCCGACACGCCUGAUGAGGUCAAUGGUGGAAAGGUCCAAGACUCGAUUGAUUUUAUUUUAAUGAAUUUCGCUGAAAUGAACAAGCUUUGGGUUAGAAUGCAGCAUCAGGGCCAUUCGAGGGAAAGAGAGAGACGGGAAAAAGAGAGGGAGGAACUCAGGCUUUUAGUCGGGACCAAUCUUGUACGGCUGUCACAACUAGAAUCAAUCACUCUUGACAAAUACUGCAAGCUUGUGCUUCCUGGAAUUUUGGAACAAGUUGUAAGCUGUAGAGAUGCAAUUGCUCAGGAAUACCUUAUGGAAUGCAUUAUUCAGGUUUUUCCUGAUGAAUUUCAUUUAGCCACACUUACCCCUUUUCUACGUUCUUGUGCACAACUUCAGCCUGGCGUUAACGUGAAGAAUGUGGUUAUAUCACUAAUUGACAGGUUGGUCGGAUAUGCCCUCGGACCAGAUGUUGUCGAUGCACAAGCUGUUUCACAACUUUUCGAUAUUUUCUCAACCCAAGUUUCUGCUAUUAUUCAAACAAGGACUGAUUUACCAACUGAAGAUAUGAUUGCCCUUCAAGUCUCAUUAGCUAAUCUGGCUCUAAAAUGCUAUUCAGACAGGAUAGACUAUGUUGAUAAAGUUUUGCAAACGACACUUGAAAAUUUUGAAAGAGUUCAACUUAAAAAGGUUGAAUAUGCCGGCCAGAUUUCACGAGAAUUAAUGCGUCUCCUUUGCAUUCCCAUACAGGCGUACAACAAUAUAUUAACUGUUCUCAUGUUAGAACAUUUUACGCCUCUCCUUAAUAUUCUUGAUCAGCAGGGAAGAAAAAGCAUAGCUACAUCUAUUAUUGAAAACUGCUUGAAUAGCAAUACCUACAUCGGCGAGCAGAAUGAAGUUGAUUCAAUAUUGACGAUUAUCGCUCCACUUAUUCAUGACGAAGAUGAAAAAGAUGUGGUUGAACUGGAUGCCGAAGAUUUCGCCGAAGAACAAGGACUUCUUGGAAGGUUUGUGCAUCAUUUGAAAUCAGACGUAGCUGAUCAACAAUAUCUAAUAUUGAGCUGUGCAAAGAAGCAUUUUUUGAAAGGCGGAGAGAAGAGAAUAAAAUACACCCUGCCUCCUCUUAUAUUCCAAGCUUACCAACUAGCAUUUAAGUAUAAUGCAAUUAAGCAAGAAGAUGAACUUUGGGAAAAAAAGUGUCUUAAGAUCUUUCAGUAUUGUCACCAGACGAUUAUGGAGCUUGUAAAAGCAGAAUUUGCUGAACUUGCACUUAGGCUAUUUCUACAAGGGACACUUGCAAUUGGAGAAAUACGCUUUGCUAAUUAUGAGACCAUAGCUUAUGAGUUUUUAUCCCAGGCGUUUAUCCUGUAUGAGGAAGAAGUUUGUGAUUCCAAAUCUCAGCUUGGCGCAAUAACUCUUUUGGUCGGGUCUUUUGAAAGGAUGUCGUGCUUUUCACAAGAGAACACCGAGCCAGUAAGAAACCAGUGCGCACUGGCCGCGUCGAAGCUGUUGAAAAAGCCGGAUCAGUGUAGAGCCGUGUCAACGGCAGCACAUUUGUUUUGGUCGGGCAAAACUUCAGAUGGCAAACAGUUACAAGAUGGCAAAAGGGUUCUUGAUUUUUUAAAAAAGGGUUUGAGAAUCGCUCAUCAGUGCAUGGACGUGUCAGUUCAAACACAGCUGUUUGUCGAAUUGCUCAAUCACUACAUCUAUUUUUAUGAAAAAGGAAAUGAAAUGGUGACCAUAGCAAUUUUGAACCAGCUCAUCGGAAAAAUAAGAGAAGAGUUACCAAAUCUUGGGUCAAACGAUGAAACUGAACAGAUUUCAAAACAUUUGAAUAACACGCUGCAGCACAUUAAAGACAGGGCUGCCAGCGGUGAAGUCGACUACAAAGGACUUGCGUUAUAAUGACCUACAUUUAUUUGGUAAUCUGAGCUUUAGAUAUCUAUAAUUAUUAAUUUAUUAUACAUACAUGAAAUAUA
Cimex lectularius (bed bug) is the source of this 2808-nucleotide messenger RNA. It is a transcript of the gene Vps35, whose product is annotated as vacuolar protein sorting-associated protein 35. Gene Ontology annotation, cellular component: late endosome; retromer complex; retromer, cargo-selective complex. NCBI's taxonomy places the organism in Eukaryota, Metazoa, Arthropoda, Insecta, Hemiptera, Cimicidae. The transcript has 15 exons. Gene Ontology annotation, biological process: intracellular protein transport; retrograde transport, endosome to Golgi. Bases 377 to 2734 code for a protein of 785 amino acids. The record is from RefSeq and is a predicted model, not a curated record.